Molecule: messenger RNA, 3788 nt
Organism: Mesoplodon densirostris (Blainville's beaked whale)
Lineage: Eukaryota; Metazoa; Chordata; Mammalia; Artiodactyla; Ziphiidae
Gene: SLC16A6
Product: solute carrier family 16 member 6
Exons: 6
Coding region: 282-1853 (523 amino acids)
Biological process (GO): monocarboxylic acid transport; transmembrane transport
Molecular function (GO): monocarboxylic acid transmembrane transporter activity
Source: RefSeq, a predicted model, not a curated record
GAGGUUAUUCCCCCGAAUCUUCUCUGACAGUUGGGAAUGCCCGGGGCCACCGGGAUGGCGCGCUCUCACCAGUGCGGGCAGCCGAGAGUUGCCUGUCGGUGGCCCGGGUACAGUCGGUGUCCGGAAAACACCUAAAGGCAGGUUUGGCCUUUGGAUGCCCCCCGGCCCAGGCGGGGGGCCCUGGGCUGUCGGGCGAGGGGGGCGCAGCGCUGAGCCCCCUGCACGGAUUUUCCGCAUGAAGUUGCCCGCGCGUCACAGGAGCGAAAUGUCAGAGAUUAAGAAUGACCCAAAAGAAAUCACAGCUUUGUUCCAGAGCCAAUGUUUAUACUCAAGUGCCUGAUGGAGGAUGGGGCUGGGUGGUAGCUGUUUCUUUCUUCUUCGUUGAAGUCUUCACCUAUGGCAUCAUCAAGUCAUUUGGUGUCUUCUUCAAUGACUUAAUGGACAGUUUUGAUGAAUCCAAUAGCAGGAUCUCAUGGAUAAUAUCCAUUUGUGUGUUUGUCUUAACAUUUACAGCUCCUGUGUCCACCGCCCUGAGCAUUGGGUUUGGACACCGUCUGGUGGUGAUGGUCGGGGGGCUGCUGGUCAGCGUGGGCAUGGUGAUUGCCUCCUUCUCACAGAAGGUCUACCACAUGUACAUGGCCAUCGGCAUCAUCUCUGGUCUGGGAUACUGCUUUAGCUUUCUCCCAACUGUCACCAUUCUGUCACAGUACUUUGACAGAAGACGCUCUGUGGUCACGGCUGUUGCUUCUACAGGAGAAUGUUUCGCUAUGUUUGCUUUUGCACCAGCCAUCACGGCCCUGAAGGAGACCAUCGGCUGGAGGUACAGCCUCCUCUUCGUGGGUCUCCUGCAGCUCAACCUCGUGGUCUGCGGGGCGCUGCUCAGACCUAUCAUCAUCAGAGGACCCGGGACCCCCAAAACCACCGCCCACGAAAAUCGGAAAGAAGUGCAAUACAUGCUUGAGAACGAGAAAACCCGCACCUCGAUAGAUUCCAUUGACUCAGGAGUAGAACUAACUACCUCACCUAAAAACGUGCCUGGUCACACGACCGUAGAGCUCGAGCCCAAGGCCGACCUGCAGCAGAUCCUGGGCCAGCCCGGCUCCAAGCCCGGCUGCCAGAAGGCCCCGCUGCUGGACUUCUCCGUUUUGAGAGAGAAAAGUUUUAUCUGCUACGCGUUUUUUGGUCUCUUCGUCACCCUGGGGUUCUUCGCCCCGUCCUUGUACAUCAUUCCCUUGGGCCUCAGUCUGGGCCUGGACCGGGACCGCGCUGCUUUCCUAUUAUCGGCGAUGGCGAUCGCGGAAGUGUUCGGGAGGAUCGGGGCUGGGCUGGUCCUGAACAGAGAGCCCAUCCGCAAGAUCUACAUCGAGCUCAUCUGUGUCGUCUUACUGACCGUGUCCCUGUUUGCCUUUACUUUUGCCACUGAAUUCUGGGGUCUCAUGUCCUGUAGCGUGUUUUCCGGGAUCAUGAUUGGGACGGUGGCGGGGACCCACAUCCCGCUGCUCGCUGAGGACGACGUCGUGGGGAUCGAGAAGAUGUCUUCCGCGGCCGGCGUCUAUGUCUUCUUCCAGAGCAUCGCGGGACUGGCUGGACCGCCCCUUGCAGGGCUGCUGGUGGACCAGAGCAAGAUCUACAGCAGAGCCUUCUACUCCUGCGCAGCUGGGAUGCUUGUGGCCGCUGUGUGCCUCGCCCUCGUGAGACCCUGUAAAAGGGGGCUGUGCCGCCGUCCCCGAGCCGGGGAAGGGAAGGCCGAGAGUCACCGUGGGAAAGCUUUACAAGACAUCCCAGAAGACUUUCUUGAAAUGGACCUGGGGAAGACUGAGCACAGAGCUCCUAUGAAAACGGAGCCCGUGUGACACGCUUGUCAUUCACACCAGCCUCCCUGGGGGCUGGAGGGGGUGGGGGAGAGGGGACCCAGGGCAGCAGAGAUAUGGACCACCCACCCGCUUUCCAGACUACACUCUAAAGGGAAUGUAUGCGUGAACACCACUACCAACAUCCUUCUUUUUUUUCUUGUAAGUUUUCCUUUUCGCUUGUUUUUUAAGCCAAAACAAAAACCACCGAACACCCUUUCCGUACGUCAACCUGGCUGUAUUCAGUAGCAAUACGAAGAUGCACAGGACUCUCGGGUUCGCAUUCCGGUUUUAAAAGAGUGACAUGAAUUGGCAAAGUGGUUUUAAGAGCUCUCACAUGUGAUAAACUACUAUCUUGGAAAAGGACAUCUGGCCGAGGCCAUUGAAAUGAAAUUGGCCAUUCCAAAAAAAAAAAAAAAACUUACAUCAUUUAAAACAUUUCUCAUUUUCAGAAAUAUGAACAAAUUGUUUAAAACCCUUUGAAAAAUACUGAGGUUUCCAUUAACAAAUUAGGGCCUCUGAAUUUUCCACAUAGUUCAUGGAAAUGAAGUACAGUUUGAGACCAAACAUUUGGCUAGUAAACGGAAAUUUAAAAAAUAUAUGUAACUUGAACUUCAUAAAUGUGAAGAUGACCACUUUUUUUUAUGGCCAGUCACUACCAGAAGUAUUUCAAUACAGAAUACACAGCAUAGCAUUCAAAAAUGUGUUUCCUAUUGCUUUUAAUUAUUCAGAAAUAUGUGAUUGUAGUGUCUUUAAUUUAAACCACUAUUUAUUAUUAAGUUAUUCUAGAAUGAAUAAAGUAAUCAAAAGAAAGAAAAUCUGAGACAUAAGCAGAAUUUUUACCCCCUUUCUGCAAUCCUUUACAUGCCUCAAAGAAUACUUCUUAACUUGUAAAGUGACUCUCGUAAAAGGCCAAGUUGUAAGGAUUCUUCAGUUUGAUUAAAGACAACGUGCGUCAUCUAAAGCAGGGGGCAACGAUGAGUAGCAAAUCGCCUUAGCUUUUUUAAAUGAUUUGUUUUAUCACCUAAGAAUACUUGAGGAUCUUCUUUGAUCAGAAUUAUAUUUCAUUGAAUUGUUGAAGCAUUUCUGAUUUUUUUUUAAAUCUCACUGUUGAAGCAUUUCUGUAUUUCACGUGGGAUAGCAGAAACGUUUAUUUUACCAUCAUGAGUUAUAUCAUAUAAACCUUGAUUGCUCUAUGUUACCAGAGUUAUCGGGUUAACUGGUCACUGUUUUCUUUGGAGUUACAUGACAUGUAUAGUAUGUCUCAUGUGCACAUUUUUCUGUAAAAGGGCAAGUAUGAGGGUAACAGGUUGGCUACGUACUCAUAAUGUCCUGAAUCUCACUCUACAGGUGAUGGUCAGUACUGCUGCUCCAUCUUUAUUCAUUUACUGUUAAUUUAUGACAACUCAGGGGGAAAAAAUAUAUAACAAGCCUAGUUUGGUUACAGGUACACACAAGCUUGAAUAUUUCUCUGCACUGAAAUGAAAGUGGCAUAGUUCAUCACCACCUGCUACGUUUUUGUAUAGUGUUUGAUCAGCCAUAGAAAUAGGACAAUCCGUAAAACUUUGGGGAGGGGCUGGGGAGGAAAUGACAACGUGUCUGUCAAAAACAGACACACCUAGAACAAGCUGGAUGUAGCAAAUCUCUGUCACUACCAGAGAAGGACUUGGAGCUUGUGGCACUUUUGCAGACUUCAUGACUUCAGCACUUUACAGCAUUUUUUACUAUGAACGUUCAAUACAAUUUAAUAUUUAUAUCUGGUUUCAGAGCGAUCUGCUUAAGACGUCCAUUCUGUUAAUUGCAUGGAAAAUAAAAUGUAUGCCAAUUUCAGUAUGUCAGUAAUCAAGGUUUUAAAUGUUUGGCAGAAAAUGAAAACAGGAUUGCUGAUUUGUUCUGUAUUCUGUGACAUUCUGGUACUUCUAGAUUUGCAAUAAAUGU